This is a messenger RNA of Rubroshorea leprosula, 1248 nucleotides long. Lineage: Eukaryota; Viridiplantae; Streptophyta; Magnoliopsida; Malvales; Dipterocarpaceae. The record is from the annotation of a GenBank genome assembly.
CGGACCUCGUCGGAGGAUAUUAUGAUGCAGGGGACAACGUGAAAUAUGGAUUGCCGAUGGCUUUCACGGUCACGACCCUAGCAUGGGCGGCGAUAUCUUUUAGCUCGGAGCUGCGAGCCACCGGCGAAUUGGAAAAUGUCCACUCCGCUAUCCGUUGGGGCACGGAUUAUUUCCUAAAAGCCACCAGAAAAAACAAAUUGUAUGUGCAGGUGGGCGACCCUGUAAAAGAUCAUGAAUGUUGGGUGAGACCAGAAAAAAUGAAGACGCCGAGAACUGUGUUGAAGAUUGAUCAGAAUACUCCCGGAACAGAGAUUGCGGCGGAGACUGCGGCGGCUAUGGCUGCUUCCGCCAUCGUCUUCAGAAAAACUGACCGUGUCUACUCCCGCCGUCUCCUCAACAAAGCCAAACUUCUCUUCCAAUUUGCCAAAACUUACAAGGGAACUUAUGAUGGAGAAUGCCCAUUUUAUUGCUCUUACUCUGGCUAUAAUGAUGAGCUAUUGUGGGCAGCAACAUGGCUGCACAUGGCAACACACAGGCCCCAAUACAUGCAGUACAUCAAAGAAGAAGGCAUCAGUGCUAAUGUAGCAGAGUUCAGUUGGGAUCUUAAGUAUGCUGGAGUCCAAGUCCUUCUUUCUAAGUUUUUCUUCCAAGGCAACCAGGCUUUACAAAAAUACAAGAACCAAGCUGACAGUUUCAUUUGCUCAGUGCUUCCUGAAAGUCCCUACCAUCAAGUUUUCCUCACCCCAGGUGGUAUGAUUCACUUGAGAGAUGGAGCCAACACCCAAUAUGUAACCGGAACAGCCCUCUUAUUCACCGCCUACGGUGACUUGCUCCGUAAAUUCAACCAAAAGGUUUUCUGCGGUGACAAACAGUUCGACUCCACCCAACUCAGGAACUUUGCUAGGCAGCAGAUGGACUACCUGCUUGGAAACAAUCCUCAAGGAAGAUCAUAUAUGGCAGGGUUCGGAAACAACCCACCGAAGAAUCCACACCACAGAGGCGCCUCCGUCCCAGUGGAGGACGCCAACAAGGAGGUGAGCUGCCCCAUGAGCUUCGUGAAUUGGUACAACAAGCUCUCAGAUAACCCUAACGAGCUAACAGGGGCAAUUGUGGGAGGGCCCGACAAGCAAGAUAACUUCAUUGAUAAACGCUCCGACUCCGCAUAGCAUGGAGUUACUUUAUUCAAUUUUACAAAAUGAAUAAAUGUCUAUUCACCUACAUCUUCUUUUUUGUGCAGCAAACAAACAA